Molecule: messenger RNA, 1262 nt
Organism: Symbiodinium pilosum
Lineage: Eukaryota; Dinophyceae; Suessiales; Symbiodiniaceae
Source: the annotation of a GenBank genome assembly
GAAACUUUGCCGACCAUAUCUUUGGCAUGACACCGCAAGCAGGCGAUGCAGCGGGUCCUUCCACUCAUAGUUUGGGUCGGCGCAGGCUCCGCCGGCUGGUCCAGAAUUUUUGGUUUGACUGCUUCAUCAUGGCCAUGAUCCUCGUCCAUACCCUGUCCAUAGGUGCUCAAAUCAACCAUUUGGCUGCAACAGAGCGAACUGAUGGAGGGAGAUUCUGGCGGUCGGUUGACUUCUUCUUCUGCGUCUUGUUUGCCAGUGAGGUCGCUCUGAAGCUGUAUGUUUACCGGAUCCGUUUCUUCACCAUGCACGCGUGUGCGUGGAACAUUAUAGACCUCGUUCUCGCAAUCCUGCAGAUCAUCGAGGAAGUGUUGGCGAUUGCUGCAGACAGGCUGGAUCCCUCCUACCAAAACACGAGCGUCAUGCGUGCUGUCCGUAUGAUGCGUGGUGUGAAGGUUCUGCGAUUGGUGCGGGCUGUCCGAUAUGCGAGGGACCUUCAGCUCAUCGUCAGCUGCCUGAUCUUGUCCUUGCGCACCUUUCUGUGGAGCGUCCUCCUGUUGGUGAUGACAAUUUACGUCAUGGCAAUUUACGUUACUCAAGCUUGCAAUCUUCGGCGCUUUGAGAAUCCAGAUGCGGAUGGCAACGACUUACUGAAGCAGUGGUGGGGUGACAUCUUCACUAGCAUGCUCUCCGUGUUCCAAGCUCUCAGCGGAGGAGUUGAUUGGAAUGAUGUUUUGCAGCCCAUCUUGCAGCAUGUAUCACCUGCCCUGGCAGUGUUCUUCGUGGUGUACCUGGCAUUCUGUUACUUGGCACUGUUGAACGUCAUCACGGGUACAUUCGUGGAGACAGUUGGGCGCCAGGCAAGUGACCUGAAAAUCCGCACGCAGAUCCUGCAGGCGCGGAGGCUUUUUCAGCAGAUUGAUGUGGACCACUCGGGCUUCAUUUCGCUGUCAGAGAUUCAGAACCAGACAGCCACUGAAGCUGUCUUGGAUUUCUUUGAGUCGGUUGACGUCGACCCGUCCGAAGCACAGUACCUCCUUGAGGUCUUGGACAUGGACGGGUCGGGCACUAUUAACUUCGAGGAGUUUUUGCGAGGGACCUUGAGGAUGGAUGUGCCCCCUGAUUCAUGCUCUGUAUCGAGAUCCAACACACGGAGCAUUGGGAUCUUGCAGCCCAAGGCUGAAUGGCUCUGCGCGCGCGGCGGAUUUGCUCCUGGUUGCGAGAGAGAUGAAAAGGUUCUUCGUGCACACAACCUCCGAAAUUGA